Messenger RNA from Cyprinus carpio (common carp), 1900 nucleotides. It is a transcript of the gene nitr2a, whose product is annotated as novel immune-type receptor 2a. NCBI's taxonomy places the organism in Eukaryota, Metazoa, Chordata, Actinopteri, Cypriniformes, Cyprinidae. The record is from RefSeq and is a predicted model, not a curated record. Gene Ontology annotation, biological process: response to bacterium.
UCUCACUAUCAAGGAGGGACAUAAAACCUGUGUGAUGGUUUAUAUGGCUAAACCCCAUGAUCUUUAAUGAUGCCUAGAUUUUCAUUUGUUUGUAGCCAGCUCUACAAAAUGCUUCAUUUUUCCAUCCUAGUAAUUAACAUUUCAAAUUGCAGCUCAGAUAAUGCAGACACUGUGGCUCAGAAUCAUCUGAAGAUCGCUCAUGUUGGAGACAGUGUUAACUUAACAUGCAAUUUUCCAAAAGAUCAAAGAACCAGCACUGUUUGGGUCAAACAAAGAGUUGGAGAGAAACCCCUUCCAAUCGUUUCAUCAUAUCAAGGUUUACCUGGCGCAUUUGAAAAUGAUUUUAACCAACAUAAGCGCUAUUUUAUUGUAAAAGAUAAUAUCAGUUUUAAUUUGAGCAUCACAGACAUAGAAGAAUCAGACACUGCAACAUACUAUUGCAUUCAACAUUUUUUUAAGUUUACAAUCGGGGACGGAACUGACCUUAUUGUAAAAGGCAGACACCUGAACAUGCAGUCUGACCAUGAGAGAGCUGUGCUAGAUCCAGUGCAUCCAGAAGACUCUGAAGUGGCGCUGCAGUGCACUGUCCUCACUCAGAGCUGUGCAGGAGAACACAACGUCUACUGGUUCAGACGUGAAUCUGGAGAAUCUCCUCCAGGAAUUAUAUUCACUCAGGAACGCAGGAACGCUCAAUGUGAGAGGAGCUCUGAUGUGAACUCUACUGAACACAGAUGUAUCUACAGCCUGCCCAAGAGGAACCUCAGUCACUCAGAUGCUGGGAUUUACUACUGCGCUGUGGCCGCAUGUGGACAGAUACAGUUUGGAGAUGCAAUACCAGUUGACUUACCAGACAAAUGCUUUCAGACACAUUGGAUUACAGCCGCACUGAUUAUGGUAACUUUAUCUGUGAUCGUGAUUAUCAUUAUGGGUGCACAGUUGUACAAGUACUGGCAAAAAGAUGGGAUGCACAACACUCUAAACAGUCAACUUACGGCUGACGAUACAGAUGCUUUGAAUUAUGCAGCUUUGAGCCUUCAACAAAAGCCCUCCACCUGUAGAAGACCUAGAGAAAGAAAAUCGCAAGACAAUUCAUUGUAUGCACAUGUGAUAUAUCAAUAAAUUUUACUUAAAUUAAAAAGUUCUAAAAUUCAGAAGUCUCUAUUUGGAAGCUAUAAAAUUUAGAAGUUAAAAUAGUCAGAAAUCAAGACCAUCAUAUUUUACAAGUUGUGAACUAUUUAGUGUGUGAGUAUUCAAUUAAAUUCUAAUCAGCUAUGUUAGCCUUAAUCAUUAUCGUUUAUUGAUGAAUUUAUAAAUCAAUAAAGUUGCAUCAAAUAAUGUAUUUCAUUAAAAUCAAAAUGUAAUUCAUAUAUAUACUUAUACUACAUGUUCUUCCAGCUGACAACUGCAUUGGUCAUUUAGAGGUAAAUUAUUAUGACACAAAUCCAGAAACUUUGUAAAACUGAAUUUUUAUUUAGUAGCCUAUAAUAGAAUUUAACACCUGUGAUAAAUUCCAUAAACCCAUGAUUUAAGUUACAGCAUCAGUGUUUGCUUUAAACACCAUUGGAUGUUUGCCAUUACCUUAAUUGUGUAUGUAUACAUAAAUAUACAUAUGUAUACACACUCAUGUGGAAUAUAUUGGUACAUACAUUUCUGUCUUAUUGUAACAGCAGAAGCAGUUGUGCAAGUGAUUGGUGAUUAAUACAUUAUAUUAAAAAAAUGUGCUGAAAUUGUGGUAAAUACCUGUCCGUGGUACUGAAUUAACAUUUUAGAGUCAUACUGCUUUUGUAAUGUCCCCUUCAUUAAUGUGACUUCAUUAUAUACUGAAUCUAUCCAGAAAUUGAUGACAUGCUUGUUCACAGAUAUGACUAAGGCCAUUAAUAAACUGUUCAUGUAUUUAGAG